Messenger RNA from Cyprinus carpio (common carp), 2200 nucleotides. RefSeq names its product R3H domain containing 4. The record is from RefSeq and is a predicted model, not a curated record. Gene Ontology annotation, molecular function: nucleic acid binding. NCBI's taxonomy places the organism in Eukaryota, Metazoa, Chordata, Actinopteri, Cypriniformes, Cyprinidae.
CCCAAGCUCCCCCUAUUUUCCCUAGCAUUAGCCAUUAGCCAUUACAGUUUACGGCAGCUGUUCUGGAUCCUUUAUCCUUCCAAAUUUCUGUUUUUGUCACUGUCGUGCUUUUGUGAGAGACUGUGAGAUGGUUUUGUUAAAUAGCAAUAACAAUGAGGAACAGGAUAUAAUCCUGAAUGAGCCACGCUGCUCAUCUCUACCCAGCUCUCCUGCAAAACGUGUUUCUCCUGCCAAAAAGAAGCAGUUUUUUAUUAACCAGGCCAUUCGUAACUCUGACCUCACUCCCAGAGCCAAGGGCAAGAAGAGUCUGAGACGACAGGAAAACACUCGUUUUCUGGACAAUCUUUUGGAACGGGACGAGUGCUCUAAAGAGGAUGGUGAAGGGCAUGAAACAGCCUUGCCCACCAUCUUCACUGAAGCCUGCACCAAUGGAAACUAUGUGGAGUACUGGAGUGAUUUUAUGAAUCGUUCUGGAGAGGAGCAAGAGCGACUAUUGGCUCUGCUGGAGGAGGAGGCCCAGAGGACCCACUCUGAGAAGAGCCAUAAAGACCAAAGAGAAGUAAAUCCUGCCUUCAGCGCUCAGGAAUGUUUUCAGAGAAUUGAUCGGCGGCUGCGUGUGACGCUGAGACGCAGACAGAUUCCCAUGGGAGUGUUGGAGGGUCUGGAGUCCAGUCUGCUGGGAUUCUUCAAGGCACAUCCACAAUCAGUUUACACAACCAAACUCAGCAGCAGUUAUGAGCGACUGCUGCUUCAUGCUGUCUGUCAGUACAUGGCUCUGACCUCUGCUAGCUCUGACUGUAAUGGUGCUCGACAGACAGAGGUGGUCAACAAACAGGAAGAGUUCCUCCCUCCGCAGCCUCUGCUCUCUGUCUACCUGGAGCAGCUGAGCUGAACUGCUAAGAAUCCUGGCUACAACCAGUGCCACUGAUGUUCAUCCAGCCAGAUCCGGCACCGCUGCCCUUAAAAAUAAAGCUUGACCUUAACCUGGCCAGCAUGAACUGUGCACAUGGCAUUAUGUCAUGGGACCUGGCCUACAGGCCUUGCCCUUUUAGAGAGACAGGGCUAACUAGAUUAUUGUACUCUCAGUGUCACUAUCUCUUUCAUUCAGUUUUUAAAUGCAUUUUGGAGCAUGUAUUAGUAGAUGUUGUUACUACAACUGUCUUUAUAAAUUAUUCUUUUUUUCCCAUGUCGCAGACAGAAUGUUUACAUUUACUGUCAUGGAAUCCUUGUAUAUAAAUAGAAACAUAAUUGUGUGUCCUCAAGACAAGGCAGAAAAUGAUUUGAUGAUUACUGUUUUAGAUGUUCACAAUCUUAUCAGGAAAAUGAAUUGAAUGGGUUUAGAUAUUCAUGUCUCCAAUGUUAUACAAGCCACAUAUAGUCACUGUCAAAAAAUGUACAACUCAGGCUCCUACGAAAGGAUGACAUAUAAAUCAGCACAUGUAUCACAAAUAUCAUGAUGGUUAUGCAGUUAUUGUUAAUUUAUACUUGUGUAACCUGUUUAUUCACACAUACUGCACAACUUUUUACAAUUCACGUGCAUUUGAUAUGUGCAGACUUGUAAUUCCACUAAUUUACUUAAGCCAAUCCUGCCUGACAACUAAAGAGUGAUCAGUUGACCUUUUAUAUCCAGCAUUCUGUAACUUGAAUUUGAGUACAACAGUACUUUUCAUAUUUGUUAAUAUGCUGUGAUCAGGUCACACACUUCUUUUUUCUAAUAAGGAUCUGCCAACAUGCACUUAAAUGCAUUAUGCCUUACCUGUACACACCAUAUUUGUCAGUUAUGCAUUUUUGUAUUUAUAUAUUGAGCCGUUACAUCAAGGUUAUGGUUUACAAAGUGAAAAAAUCUUUUCAUGUUUUAUACCAUCAAGAGUCCUGAGACACUUGAGCAUUAAUUACAAUGGUGUUUAUAACCAAAGUGUGUGUGUCUACAGUGCUGAUUCUCAGGCAUCAACCAUCAUGAAUGUGGACUUUAAACAUUUACUUUGCUCAUAUAAUCACCUGAAAACCAGGUGUGUUGAACCCUUUUGAAAGGAGGAGCGGUGUUUUUGGAGUAAUAUUUAUACUUGUGUUAAAAUAUUUGCGUUUAUUGCUAUUUAUAGUGUGGUGGCAGAACAUGAAUACAUAGCAGCACUCAGUUGUAUUAAGUUUUUUUCUGUGGUGUGUAUCUGUACCCAAGACAAUUAAAAUAUUAAGUUUUUAA